UAAUCUAUUUCCACAGAGUUGAAAUUUUUAAAAAUUUAUACCUAGCUAGGCGUUGUACGGCGUUCAACUGCAAGAAUGGAGCUUGUUCUCGUUUUAUUGCUAACACUUCCAGGAUUGAACGCUGCAACGGUGAGGGAUAUCGUGAGAAUAGAGCACUUCGGAAACUGCAAAAACGUAGUCAGGGGAAAACACAACUACUACGACAACAUCACCUUGAUAAGCCUGGGAAGGGGCUCGUACGGCGUCAACACGGAUUACGAAGUGAUAAUGAGCGCAAAGAAAAUUUUGGCGACGUACGAGGUUUUUAAAUGCCCGAGCAACUCGGCCACAAACUGCGAGCAAUUCGGCAACUUCAAGCAUAACGACUUCUGUCCAAAACUGGAAGAAAAGGGCCAAUUUUGGUCGCCGAUUUUCGAAAACACACGUCCACCUUUGAAGUGCCCGUUUAAAAAGAUUACGUAUCAACUGAGGAAUGCGACCUUCGAUGUUCACACCCUACUGACUUUUGUCAAGUUCAUCCCUGAUUUUUCCAAUUUCUAUUGGCUGACCAAAACAUAUUAUUGGACCACUCCUGGUAAACAGAUGAUGGAGUGCAAGUCGGUUGUUUUCAAAACGACCAAGAUUCGCGUUUGAUUUUGUAUUCACUGUUUUUUUUUUUAAUUGUGCACUAGAUUUUAUUGGGAACACAAUCAGCUUUUCUAACUUUACGAGCUUGACGGAUAUUAAAAAUUACGUUUAUUAAAAAAAAGUUUCAAUAUUUUUUUAAACAUGAAAUCGUAACCACCUACAUG
Molecule: messenger RNA, 791 nt
Organism: Cimex lectularius (bed bug)
Lineage: Eukaryota; Metazoa; Arthropoda; Insecta; Hemiptera; Cimicidae
Exons: 4
Coding region: 76-633 (185 amino acids)
Source: RefSeq, a predicted model, not a curated record